ACAUACAGAAUUUCAGUGAAGGCUUCGGCGUAAUUGACGGAGGCUUCACGGCGGCCGAGGACCGUUCACAACAAAGGCGAGAGGCAGAUUUUUAUUUAGUCAACACAGUUUCAUCAGAUAACCGCUAAAUUAUUCAGAGUCAGAAAUAGAAAAAACGACCGCUAUCGUCGUGCUAAUUGGAUGGCAUUUGUGGGGGCAUAACUUUUGCCCUGCUGAAUCCUGCCCCUCGACAGAACCUGCUCGCAGUAGGCCGACAGCAGUUGGCGGAGGGAGCCGGAAGCCCCUAGUGUUCCUGGAGGAAGUCUGUUUCUUUCCUCACAAGCUCCUGCAGAGAGAAGCGCACCAUGUCAGCUAUUUGCGGGCCAACAGGCUGAAGAGGUCUGAUCGUUCUGGAGAGCUGGAAAGCGAGAGAUGGGGAACACAGCCACCAAGUUCCGUAAGGCACUGAUCAAUGGCGAUGAGGUUCUGGCCUAUCAGCUCUAUGAGGGAAACCCUCAGUUCAAAGAGUCUCUAGACCCCAACACCUCAUAUGGGGAACCGUACCAACACAACACCCCGCUCCAUUAUGCUGCCAGACAUGCCAUGACACGCAUACUCAGGUCCUUCCUCUUCAGCAAGGAUGGGAACCCCAACAAACGUAACGUGCACAAUGAGACCGCACUGCAUGUGUUGUGCAUGGGCCCGCAUAUCCUGCUAUCUGAAGGGGCGCUGCAGCCGCGACUGGCCCGGCCCUAUGAAGAUGAACGCAGGCGGGCUGAGUGCCUCCAGAUGAUCCUAAAGUGGACUGGUGCUAAACUGGAUCGUGGUGAAUAUGAGAGUGCAGACGUCAGUGCCACCGAUAACAAAAAGAACACGCCAUUACACUAUGCUGCUGCCUCAGGGAUGAAGACGUGUGUAGAGUUUCUGGUGAAGCGUAGUGCAGACCUGUUUGCGGAGAAUGAGAACAAGGAGACCCCAUGUGACUGUGCAGAAAGGCAGCAUCAUAAGGAGCUUGCGCUCAGUCUGGAGUCUCAGAUGGUCUUCUCCACUGACCCCCAUGCUGAGGAUAUCGAGGCAGAGUAUGCAGCCUUAGACCGCAGGGAGUUUUAUGAAGGUUUGAGAGUGCAGGACCUCAGGAGACUGAAGGACAUGCUGAUAGUGGAGACGGCAGACAUGCUGCAAGCUCCUCUCUUCACCGCAGAGGCUCUUCUUCGGGCUCACGACUGGGACAGGGAGAAACUCCUGGAAGCUUGGAUGUCUAACGCUGAAGACUGCUGCCAGCGCUCAGGUGUUCAGAUGCCCACUCCCCCGCCUAGGGGCUACAACACCUGGGACACCCUUCCCUCACCCCGUACGCCUCGCACCACUCGCUCAUCCAUCACCUCUCCGGACGAGAUCAGCCUAACCCCUGCUGAUGAUGAUCGCUCGCUGUGCGGCAUUUGUAUGUGUGCAGCCUCCAUGUUUGAGGAGCCUGUUGAUAUUCCAUGUGGUCACGAGUUCUGCAGAGCAUGCUGGGAAAGUUUUCUGAAUCUGAAGAUCCAGGAGGGGGAGGCCCAUAAUAUCUUCUGCCCAGCCUAUGACUGCUUCCAGCUGGUUCCUGUUGAGGUCAUUGAGAGCAUUGUGUCCAGAGAGAUGGACAAACGUUAUCUGCAGUUUGAUAUCAAGGCAUUUGUGGAGAAUAAUCCUGCCAUCCGGUGGUGCCCGCGGGCUGGCUGUGAUAGAGCGGUGCGAUUGGCUGGGCAGGGACCAGGUGCCAGCACCUCUGACCCGCUCAGUUUUCCUCGCCUCCAGGCCCCUGCGGUGGACUGUGGAAAAGGCCAUCUCUUCUGCUGGGAGUGCCAAGGAGAGGCCCAUGAACCAUGUGACUGCCAAACUUGGAAGAUGUGGCUUCAGAAAGUCUCUGACAUGAAACCAGAAGAGCUGGCAGGUGUAAGUGAGGCGUAUGAAGAUGCUGCCAACUGCCUGUGGUUACUCACCAACUCCAAAUCUUGUGCCAACUGCAAAUCUCCCAUUCAGAAGAAUGAGGGCUGUAACCACAUGCAAUGUGCCAAGUGCAAGUAUGAUUUCUGCUGGAUCUGUCUGGAAGAAUGGAAAAAACACAGUUCCUCUACUGGAGGAUACUACCGUUGCACACGAUAUGAGGUCAUUCAGCAGGUGGAGGAGCAGUCUAAAGAGAUGACUGUUGAGGCAGAGAAGAAACACAAGAACUUCCAGGAAUUGGAUCGCUUCAUGCACUAUUACACACGCUUUAAGAACCACGAGCACAGCUACCAGCUUGAAGAACGCCUGCUUAAGACAGCCAAAGACAAGAUGGAACAACUGAGCAAAGUUCUGAGUGGAAGAGAAGGAGGCCCUCCAGACACUACUUUCAUUGAAGAUGCAGUGCACGAACUACUUAAAACUCGUCGUAUUCUCAAGUGCUCUUACCCUUACGGGUUCUUUCUGGAGCCCAAAAGCACAAAGAAGGAAAUAUUUGAACUUAUGCAGACUGACUUGGAAAUGGUGACUGAAGAUCUUGCACAGAAAGUCAACCGGCCUUACCUCCGCACACCUCGUCAUAAGAUAAUCCGCGCCGCCUGCCUGGUGCAGCAAAAGAGGCAGGAGUUUCUGGCAUCUGUGGCAAGAGGUGUGGCACCCAACGAUUCACCUGAAGCCCCUCGACGCAGUUUUGCUGGUGGAACAUGGGACUGGGAGUACUUGGGUUUCGCCUCUCCCGAGGAGUAUGCCGAAUUCCAGUACAGGCGCAGACACAGGCAACGCAGGAGAGGAGACAUGGCCAGCCUCCGCAGCAACACACCCGACCCUGAUGACCCAAACCACAGCACUUUAGACACUCAAGAAAUUGGUGGUGGUCAGAGACAGGGUCUACCCAUGCCUCACAGUUCCCUGGAUGAGGAUGAUCCGAAUAUCCUCUUGGCCAUCCAGCUGUCUCUGCAGGAGUCUGGGAUGACUGCAGGCCUUGCUGGCGUUGAUGCUCAAGAGAUCCUUGCUAAUGAAGCAUCUCUGGGGGCCAUUGGAACAUCCCUGCCCACACGGCUGGACCCGGUGCUGUGCGGGAUAGAUGUGCCCCGUGCUGCCCUAAGCAGCUCUGAGCUGCUAGAGGUGGGUGACAGCCUAAAGAAGCUGGGUAAUAUCAGUGGCCAGAAUGUCCCUCUACGUUUCGACAAUCUCAACAAUCCUUCCUGUGAGUCUGCAGAGGAUCCCUUCCAAGCUCCUUCGGGACGUAUGGAAACCUCUGAUUUCGGUUCAGACAACGCCAACCUUCUAGGCAACAUCAUGGCUUGGUUUCACGACAUGAAUCCGCAGAAUAUCAGUUUGGUUCCUUCAGCCGGUGCAACUCACCAGGAAUUCGCCGCUCAGUCGGCGAGGAUGAUGUCAGAGCAGACCGAGUGCGCCAUUCCACAGUGGACAACAGGGGGUAAUACAGAGGCGGAGCACGAGUUUGACUCCGGUAUCGUCGUGGGAGAGCGUGAGCCUGUCAGGCCGACACAGCUAGACCUAGUAGGUCUUGAUAUGUGUCCGGUACCUCCUUCAUCCAUUGAGUUGGGUGAAACUCCGAGCGGUUCAAACCCGUGUCGCUCCGAUACCCCAAAAUGUGACUCCGACCCCGACCAGCCUAGCAGUAGCUCCUCUGAAUGGGAGGGUCAAGUACACCUUGUAUGAAAGAUUGACUUCACCCACUAGUUAAGCCACUUAUCUGAUGAAGUAGCUGCCGGAUUCCAAACCCGGGGAACAAGAUUAAUCCUGACGAGAAGCUUUGUAUUGUCAGAUAUGUAGAAAUUGAAACCGAGAUAUGUAAAGAGGUCGUUUUUGAGUACUCAUUCAGUACUCGUGUGUUUUAGGCCUUUGUGCUUACGAGGCAUGUGUUCUUUGCUCACUAAAAACUCUUUCCGAUCCUGGAGUGUUAAACACUUUUAAAAGAGUCAGCAACUGAACCAGAAAGAGAUAUGAAGACGAGGCGGGAAGUGAGGUAGCCAGAAAAAUCUACUGUAUAGAACAGGAUAGUAUUGGGUGCGAGUUCCUGUUCAUCUGAUUAUAAAGGAUGUAAAGAUACUGUAGGUGCCAAAAACACUGGCUUGUACACGCCGUGUGGACGGUGUGCUGAUCGUGCCUGCUGCUGAGGGCCUAGUCGCCCUGUUGAGUACACUAUCCUUCCUUUAAACUAGACCUGUAGUAUCAGAGAAGUACACAUCAGCAUCACACUCAUAAGAGUUGUGAGGCUGAUAAUCACAGAAACUAAAAGAACAGUAAUUCUAGUUGCAGUCAACACUUCUUUUUCGAUCAAACGUAAUCACUGUAAUCCGUCAUUGAUUAAUUAGAACGGAAAGUACCGGCAAGGUUAAACUUGGAUCAGGACUGCCGCACCGGCUCUAGAAAACGUUUUCUCUUUGCAACUUAUCACAGUGCCUUUUCUGUGAAACUUCUCUUUAUUUAUAGCCGCGCUCAGAGCCCAGAGUGUGGGAAGUUCCAAUACACAUUGUACUUGUACUUUCAGGUGGCGAUUAAGCAAACUGAGCUCAAUGUUUUAUAAAAGACAUUUUUAUAUAUGUUCGGUUCCUUUCGCAUGCCUCUGGCCCCUUCCCCCAGGGUGUUUUUAAAGCAAUUAUUUAAAAACAAAAAAGCGAAAGAAUGAAUAAACACAUUCGCGGAUUAUAUCCAUCUAUAUUUAAUGACAUACUAAACGUGUGUUAAGAUGUGAUAUCCACGUGGAAACAGUGUGUAAAAAUCAAAUUCUCAGAUUUAAAAUGUCAGAUAAAAAUCCAUAGAUGUGGUCCAGGUGCAUCUCUGAUAGAAAAUUAUGAAUAUGUUUAUUUUGCUUUUGUUUUUUCAAGAUGCACCACUUUUCAAAACCAUGUUUUCUCCUCAGAAUAUCUAAGGUCUCGUCUAUGGAUCUUUCGGUAGAGGCAGACGCGUCUCAAUGUGGUGGCCAGAAGCUGUUUUAGCUGCAGAUUUACAGUACGUUUCUACACACGGUGGAGCUUACCCACAAUUACGAUUUUUUUUUUUACGAUUAAUUUAACUGUGGUAUUUCUCUACAAUAAAUUAUGGAAAUUAUUUUCUAUUUAUUUGAAAUUGAAUGUCCUUAAAAUUGAAUGAAGAUAAAGUUAACAACGAAAAAAAAAAGCAAAAACAAAUGAGCGCCAAUAUAUAUAUUUUUGUUGUGUAUAUAUCAAACUGUAAUAACACAGUGCCACUUUUCAAUAUCUGCUUAUUACUUAAAAUGCGAAUGCUGAGAUAAUUGUUAAAAGCCAUUCAAAUAAAUUAACAGAAUGUUUUUUUGAUUUGCUUUCCUUUUCUUGCGAACACCUGGCCAACUUAUCAACAGACGAAACUAUCAUUUCAGCUAAAUCACAGCAGCACUGAGUUUUAAGCACUUCAGAAAAAUUGCACAAAAUUAUCUCACAUUUCAGCCUUGGAAUAACCCAUUUUAGCUCAUAGGUUUGCUGUUAUAUUGGCGGUUUUAGCUGUGGGUUUGAUCGAGCAGGCGCCUGAUGCUUUAUUGUGGGCUUGAUGUCAUAAGUAUGUUGAAUCUGACCUUAUGUCCUAAUGCAGUAUUGCAUUGCAUAAAACUUUACAAAGUGAAAAUGAAGGCAAACCUGUUCGCAAAGUGUUUUUUGGAAUCAUUCCAUUCGUUUGGAGGAGUGCAAACAUGAUUUUUUUUCCGGUAUGUACAGUAUGUAUGUGUGAUCGGAAUCAGUUAAACUCACUAAAUCGCAGUAUUUCUUCGGACUAAUGUAUGUCGCCAAAGGUGGAGGUGGAGCUGAUGUCUGUUCAAAUGAAGCAUAUGGUAGAUUUUCAACCUCUGUCCAAACAUGACAAAAAAAGUGAAUGACAAAAGUUGUUCUGUAUGUGACAGUAUGCUGUGCAUUAAGUAAUUAUAAUAAAAAUAGAUCAUGUUUUCUUGACAAAAGACCUUUCGAGUGUCAAGGCUAUUGUUUGGGGGAGGGGGGUGGCUAUUAUUUGUGGGGCAAGUAAAGCACAUUUUGUAACCCAUUACAGAUUUUAUAUUGUUAAACAUCUAAUCCUUGAAAUGGUAUUUGCACUUUCAUAAUCUUUACUUGAUACAUUCCCAAUUUAUAUGGAAAAUACAAAUGUGUGAUGUUUGGCCAAUGAAUUGGACCGAUUUGAGUGUGAAUCUUAAUAAAGUUGCUAAGACAA
Molecule: messenger RNA, 6138 nt
Organism: Ctenopharyngodon idella (grass carp)
Lineage: Eukaryota; Metazoa; Chordata; Actinopteri; Cypriniformes; Xenocyprididae
Gene: ankib1b
Product: ankyrin repeat and IBR domain containing 1b
Exons: 21
Coding region: 412-3642 (1076 amino acids)
Biological process (GO): positive regulation of proteasomal ubiquitin-dependent protein catabolic process; protein polyubiquitination; ubiquitin-dependent protein catabolic process
Cellular component (GO): cytoplasm; ubiquitin ligase complex
Molecular function (GO): ubiquitin conjugating enzyme binding; zinc ion binding; ubiquitin protein ligase activity
Source: RefSeq, a predicted model, not a curated record